This is a messenger RNA of Setaria italica (foxtail millet), 1422 nucleotides long. RefSeq lists its product as uncharacterized. NCBI's taxonomy places the organism in Eukaryota, Viridiplantae, Streptophyta, Magnoliopsida, Poales, Poaceae. The transcript has 8 exons. The record is from RefSeq and is a predicted model, not a curated record. The coding region runs from base 230 to 988 and encodes 252 amino acids.
CUACUCUGACCUGACCCACCCCGCGCCCUUUGCUGUCUUGUUUGUUCCCUUCACCAACCUUUCCCUUCCCGUCCCAACUGCCGACUCGCCGCGCGCCGCCGGCUCGCCGCCGUCUCCGCCCGCCCGUCUUCUUCUGAAGAAGAAAAGGAAGAGAGUAAACGAGGCCUGCGCUGCGCUGCUCUGCUGCUCUGCGCCUCAGAGUAUGCACUUCUAGCACUUGCAUGUUUGGAUGGAUGAUGUUUACGGACGGAUAGAGGUCUUCCCCCAAUACUUUGCACCAUCAAAAGAAGCUAUGGAGAGUCCUGAUGGUCUAUCCACAAGUAAGAGUAACCUGGAUACUCCACCAAGUUCACAAAGACGAUCCUGGACGCCAAAACGAGCUAAGGGAGCUGCAUCUCUUUUGCGUUUGUUGUCCAUUCCUCGCUUGAGAUGGUCUACGAGCAAUGAGGAUGAUGACAAGAUCGAAUUAUCCAGGGCUGAAGUGGAGUCUUUACGAACUGAAAUAGCAGAUGCUGAGGAAAGGGAAUCCCACUUAAAAGCUCGGUUGGAAAACAUUGAUGAAGUUUUGAGAUAUGCUCGCCUUUCUGGCUAUCUCUACAUUAGAAGUCGAUGGACCCAACUUCCUGGAGAACCACCUAUCUUAGACGAUGCUGAUGUGGAUGACUGGCUUCCUCGCUUUGUUGUUCUACAAGGGCAGUGUGUGUACUAUUAUCUGAAAUCGACAGACUUGAGCCCACAAGAAUCUACACUGUUACACGAUAUUGUUGAAGUAGGGCGGCUUCCAAACUUUGUGCCAGAAGAUGAAAAGAUAAGAUAUGCGUUUUACCUGUUGACCCGCCAAGGCUUGAAGUUUCAAUGCUCCAGUACCUCCGAAAUACAGGUUGAUUCAUGGGUAAGAGCACUGACAAGUGAUUGCAAAUUGCGGGAUGGUGCUGGCGAGGAUGUGAUGAAGAAGACGAGUAGCCAACUAGAAGAUGGGUCAUGGUAAUCGAUCGACCAUGGGUUUCGGUUCCCAGCCAAGAAUGCUCUGCGUGCAGGAUGUACGUACAGUACAGCAGAGUAAUUGGCUCGUGCUGGUAGCAAAAACAUUUUUCUGUUAAUUUUUUCAGAUCCUCGAUCAUUGGUCAGGAAUUUAAACUGCACGUGUAUAAAAUACUCUUGUGUACAUACAUGUAAAGGAGGCAGCAUAUAUAGAGAGAUGCGACACAGCAGGACACGCAUAUGUAGAUUUCCUUGCUCAUCGUAUUAGAAUUCUUCGGGCACAUGCUAUUUUGUGUGGCAGAAACAAUUCUGUCGGCCGUUUGAUUGGACUGUAAAGAUGGUUGAUGCAUCCACUAUGUUUGCCGGUGCCCGGUGGAGUGGUCAACCAAGAGGCCCUGUAUAAUUGAAUCAAAAUAGUCUUAUGGUGCCGCUAGAAGUCAA